AUGAGCAAACACGUCCUCAUCCUCGGCGGCCACGGCAAGGUCUCCCAGUACCUCACCCCCAUCCUCCUCAAAAAGUCCUGGACCGUCACGAGCAUCAUCCGCGCCCAGGAACAAGUCCCCGCUAUUGAGAAGCUCGGCGCCGGCCAGUCCUCCGGCAAGCUCAACGUCCUGGUACGGAGCAUCGAAGACGUCACCGACCAGUCCAAGGCGCAAGCCAUUCUCGAUGAAGUGAAGCCCGACACAGUCUUCUGGAGCGCAGGCGCCGGCGGCAAGGGCGACCCUUCGAGAACCUUUGCAAUCGACCGCGACGCCGCAAUCCACUUCAUCAAAGCCGCCGUCGCCACCCCAUCCAUUAAGCAGUUCAUCCUCGUCUCCUACCUAAGCUCCCGCAAGACAAAACCGACCUGGUGGUCCGACAAGGCCUGGCAGGACGCCCUCGACGGCAACAAGAAACUCUACAACUACUCCCUCGCCAAGAUCGCCGCCGACGAGGUCCUCUGGCAAGAGUCCAAGAAGAGAACCGAUGGCUUUGCUGGCAUCAGCCUGCGGCCCGGCCUGCUGACAGAGGAACCCGCCGGCAAGGUCGAGUUUGGAAAGACAAAGGAGGCCAAGGGCACCUCGAGCCGGCAGACCGUCGCCGAGGUCGCCGCGCUCAUUGCGGAGAAUGACAGCUUCACAACGUCCUGGGUUGACUUGCUGGACGGUGAUGAGGAUCCCAAGACGGCGGUUGACAGAGUCGCAAAGGAAAAAGUGGACGUCGCCGUAGGCGAGGAAUUUUAUCAAGCUUGA
Messenger RNA from Colletotrichum orchidophilum, 789 nucleotides. RefSeq names its product NAD dependent epimerase/dehydratase. The coding region runs from base 1 to 789 and encodes 262 amino acids. The record is from RefSeq and is a predicted model, not a curated record. The transcript has a single exon. NCBI's taxonomy places the organism in Eukaryota, Fungi, Ascomycota, Sordariomycetes, Glomerellales, Glomerellaceae.